AUGCCCUCCUGGUACAACACACUCGUUGGCGGCCAGUUCCGCUCCCAUCCAUGCGUGAACGACACCCUUUGCAGCGAUGCUCAGAUUGCGAGAUACCCCCCCGGAGGAAACAUUCGACCCGACAUCAUCACGAUCCAGAACCGUGACCACCCAUCCACGGCCGACCUCCCCGAGAGCCACAACCGCAUCGACGAGUGGUAUGCGUACAAGACCAACCCCGUACACGACCCGUACUACACGGUCCUGGCCUCGCUCGAGGAGACCUACAUCGAUGAGCUCACCCCUCCGGAGCCCGAGCACAUGGCCCCGCUGCAUCCGAUCUCGUGGUACUCCAUCUACAAGGACGUGGCCAGGGCGUUCUACACGGGCAUGGGGCACACAAAUGAUUCUUACUACGAAGAAUACUUCAUAAAGCAUGUCACCGGAGGGUUGGAGUGGGUGACAGGUGCUUAA
Molecule: messenger RNA, 453 nt
Organism: Colletotrichum higginsianum IMI 349063
Lineage: Eukaryota; Fungi; Ascomycota; Sordariomycetes; Glomerellales; Glomerellaceae
Product: Glycosyl hydrolase
Exons: 3
Coding region: 1-453 (150 amino acids)
Source: RefSeq, a predicted model, not a curated record